Cuscuta epithymum is the source of this 1561-nucleotide messenger RNA. Lineage: Eukaryota; Viridiplantae; Streptophyta; Magnoliopsida; Solanales; Convolvulaceae. The record is from the annotation of a GenBank genome assembly.
UAACUAAGUAACUAACGCGCAGGAGUUAAGUAGACCAGAGUUCCGCCUUCGCCGGUUCCGUCUUCGGCUUCGUAGGUCGCCGGACGUCCUUCCAGAGACUUCCGGCCUUCAGGAUUCAGCCAAUCGGCGUCCUGCACAGCUUCAACUCUCCGAUCCACUAAGCCAGCAGGCCUUCAAGAGUUCUGGUCAGGCAAGUUACAAAUCGCAUUGCCCAAUCUAUCCUGACCAUUAGAUCAACCUGAUUGUGCAUCUGGACAUUUGAUCUGAGCUUCUACAAACUUAGUGCAAUCCCACCGCUUCACCACCUUCUUCCCGCAAACAAUGUGGACAAAAAGGCUCACAACUUUAUCAAGAACCCUCUCUCACCGUUAUCCAAUCCUCUGGUCAACGUCACCUCAAAUCCCAUUUCAUUCCUACUCACAAGUUUCGAUUCCAUUAUCUCCUUCAUCUGCUUCUAAGUUAUUCCAAAGUCAAAGACGUCUUAUUCCCAAAUUCCAAAGUGGAAAAUAUGUUUGCACUGUAUCUUCUAUAGAGAAACUCAAGUGCUGGAACUGUAAUUCAGUGGCAUCAAGUAACCAUCCGUUUCUUUUUUGUGAAACUUGUGCUAGUGUUCAACAUGUUGAUGAAUCCAUUGAUUAUUUCCAAAUUUUUGGAUUGGAGAAAAGAUAUGAAAUUAAGGGGCAGAAUCUUGAGCUCAAGUACAAAGACUGGCAGAGGAAGCUCCAUCCUGACUUGGUUCAUACGAAAUCCAAGAAAGAAAAGGAGUUUGCUGCUGAACAGUCUGCUCGUGUAAUCGAUGCAUAUCGGACUCUCACCAACUCAUUGUCAAGAGCAAAAUAUCUUGUGAAGUUGGAAGGAUGGCACGUAGACGAAGAGGAGAGGAUUUUGGACCCUGAGCUGCUAGGGGAGAUUAUGGAGAUCAGGGAAACUAUUGAAGAAUCAGGAGACCCACAAUCAUUGAAACAUAUUCAGGCACAGCUAAGGGAAAAGUAUGAAGAGUGGUCAAAAUCAUUUGCAGUAGCUUUUGAGAACAGAAACGCAGAAGAAGCUGCAUCAUCUAUCCGAAGAAUGACAUACUACAAGCGGGCAGAUGAGGAAAUAACUAAAAAGCUAUGACACCAGACCACCCCACCAUUGCUUGUUACUCGUUAGUAAGGUUUUACCUAUCAAGCAGUUUAUUUGUACCUUUUAAAGAUUAUGAGCCGCCCUUUACGAUUUUGUGCACCUGAAGUAAUUGAGAUCUUUGAGUUCAAGAGCAGUGGUCAUUUGUUUUCCCUGUCGUCAUCUCCAAUAAGAGACAGAUGGAAAGAACUUAUCAAAUGAUUCUGACUUCUCAGACGUUUCCUCAUAUGAAAGAUAAUUUAUAUGCAGGCUCAGAGGUUGUAAUGAGACAAUAGAGGGAACACCCUUGUUCCGUCUGCUUCUUUGUUUGUAUUGUUUAUUGUUAAUGUUAAUACAUAAUGUGAUUUGGAUGCCAUUUCAUUAUUAUAUAAUGAGAGCAUUAGAGCAUGUUUUGUCGAUUCACUAAAUAUAUUGCGUGUUUAGGACUAUUUAGUUCCCA